GUGAUCUGUGAUAAUAUAACCGCGUCCAUAUUGUUUAAAACAAAUUUGGUAAACAAACACAAAACAAUAUUAUAAGUAAUUGACAUUUUCAUUUUUCGCAGAUAUAUAAUAUUAUCUAAGGAUUUUGUGUAAGUACCAUGCAUUUUAUUACUGAUUCCUGUCUUGGAUUUUGAUUUUUUUUCUUAUUAAUGUUGAUUUAAGGUAUUUGUAAAUUCUACUACUAUCGACUCUCGACGACCAGGUCAAUUAUGGCCACGGUAAUAGCCAUCGACCUGUCAGUGUCUAUGUUUAAAAAAAUCAAAAUCCCAGAGACCAAAGAAACCUAUACUUUAUCGCAGUUAGCUGAACACGGAGUUAAUACAUUGUUGGACUAUUUGGCCGUCCAUUCUAAACUCGAAUUUGUUGCAGUCGUGAGUAUUGUACAAUAAUAUACUUGACUCGAAGCAAAAACGUUCUUUGUUCAUCCAAAACAUUAUCUACCUUCCUGAGCAAGUACUGUUUUCCCUCCAUUGUUGUAAUUGUAUCAUAAUACUUGACACUACAAUAUAAGUAGAAUAAUAUUAUUAUCAUGUACCUACCUAAAAUACAAUUUUGUACAAGAAGAAAGAAAAAUAUAAAACUUGGCAAAUUAGCAUAAAAACAAAUGUUUAUUUGGUUAACAUUUGAUUGAAUUUGGUAAUCAUACCUCGUUCUAAUCUGUCAAAAUAAAUUUAAACAAAAGGCUGUCUUCUCCUUUAAAUUUGUAUAAUAAUAAAAUUGUACACCGGUUUAUAAAGUUUAUUUCCAACAGGUUACAUUUUCACAUACAUGUGAUAUACUGUGUUCAUUUACUCGCGAUUAUGAAUCUAUCAAAAAUAAAAUCAUGCAUUUAGAUUUCCGAACAGAUACACGCUAUGCCCCUGUAAUACAAACUAUUAAUUAUUUAGUUCAUAGCGAGUGGUCCAACUCAGUAACAUGUCAAGUAAGUAACAUAAUAUAAAACACUGUAUUUAAACUAAUAUCGAUAAAUAAAUAAAUAAUUUAUUUGUCUAGGUGAUUAUGAUUACUGAUGGAAACUGUUAUCGAGGUCUUCGACAACCAGAUAUAACACCAUUUCUAUUUCCUGGAAAACUAAUAGUCGUCCCUUUGGAUGAAGUAUCCACAAUUUAUAAAAAUACCUAUAACUCAAACAAACUUCCAAAUGGCAUGGGGUAUAUAACUUGUCCUGAAUUACCUCUAACUCCAUCUAAAGUUGCUAAAGUGUUUGAAAAAAUUGCUAAAGAAACAUAUGUUCCAUACAGUGCAAUUUUACGAUGCGGUCAUUUAAAAUCUGAUGUUCACCUGACUCCUCCUCCAAUGGUAUUAUUAAUAAAUUUGUUAAAUUAAACACUUUAAUAUAUAGGUAAAUAAUGUUUUUUUUUUUUUUUAAUUUUAGUCUUACACAAAAGCAGCAGAUUUUGAGAUAAUAACAUGUUGCAUUUCUAAUGAAUUGAAUAUAAUUGGAUUUUUAGAGUCUUCAAAAGUUGAAUGCCCUGCUACUUUAUCCCGUCAUCUUGUUUUACCCCAGAGAUUUUCAGAUGAAUGUACAGAAAGUAAUGAAGCGUCUUCAAAAAUUCCAUCAUUUUGCGUAUUAUUACAUGGCGCUUUAAAAGUAAAUAAUUUUGUUUUAAUGAUUUAUUUACUUUAAACAAAAAAUAAUAAAAUCAUAUUUAUUCAAUUUUUUUAGGUUGAAAACAUGAUGGCUCUUUGUCAGUUAAGUUCUAAUUGGUUUGGAUUAUUAGUUAGUUGGGCAGAUAAUAAAAAAAAAUCCAACUUAAUGUUAAUUGUACUCGAACCUGGUACAAAUCCAAUUCCUUGGUUGGGAGACAUUCGAAAUCUUACAUUAACGUCAACAGAAAAUAAGACAGGUUAAAUGUCUAAAAUAAUAAUUUGAUUAUUUAUUAUUUAAAUUUAAUUUUAUUAAAUUUUUACAGAAAACGAUGAUCCUCAGCCAAUAAAAUUAUCCGAUAAGCGUAGUUACAAUCAGUCACAAUUGGUAUGGAUUAAAGAAGCUGGUCUUCAGGCGGAUAUUCAAAAAAUUUUGAGGCAAGCCAGAAAAAUGCCAGAUAAGAUUCCGAGCUUUUAUAAGGUAGUUGCCAAUAAAAUGAUCAAUUUAAUUUUAAUAAAGUAAAAAUAAAUAAUGAGGCUAUUCUUAGUUUAUGUUACUAUGAGCAAUGAUAAAAAAAUUACAAAUAAAACAAGAUUCUAAAAUUUUAGAGGAGGUUAAAUGUUGGAAUUUAGGAAAAUGCUUCAUUUAAAGUACUACCAUUUGUAAAAUCUUUUUAUGAAUGUGUGAACAUGUUGAAGUAUUUUUUUUAUUUUUUUGUUAUUUUUUUUGACAAACGUAUUUAGAAAAAAAAAAACAUCCCAGUUAAACUAUAAGUUUCCUCCCUCCAAUUAAAAUCAGAAAUUAUAUGUAAAAAUGUAUAUACAAAUAAACAUACUAAAUAAAUAUUGAAUCAUUUAAAAUGAGAUUAUUAGUUAUAAAUUUAUUUUAAUUUGGUUUUAAAAUAAUUGUAUUUUGUUAAGGAAUUAAAUCGGAUCCGAAAAGCUGCAAUUGCUUACAGCUUCAAUGAUUUAUUAACCAGUAUAGCCGACCUAUUAGAAUUAGAAUGCAGCAAUUUACCAGGCGGUACUCAUCCAGAUUGUGCCCUACAAUUAUCUCAUGCUGCUAUUGAAUUGCGAAAACCUUACGCUAUGGAUCCUAAACUUACAAUCGUUCCUUUGGUAACAAAAUAUCCUCACCACGAACUUAUGUAAUAUUACAUAAAUGAAACAAAUGUGGUAUUUAAUUAUGAACUCAAUUAAUAAAUCAUAAUAUCUUGUAAACUAAAAUGAUUAGUAAGCAGGAAGAAUUAUUUUGUUGACAUUUAUGUAUCAGCACGCAUGAUUUUCUAACAAAAUAUAUUUAUUAUUAUUAAUAUAUGUAAGUAUGUAAUGAUAUAUUUAUAUAAUUUAUUUUUUUUAAAACUGAAUAUGGCAGACAAUAUCAAUAUAUUUAUAUUAUAAUAAA
Molecule: messenger RNA, 3031 nt
Organism: Cinara cedri
Lineage: Eukaryota; Metazoa; Arthropoda; Insecta; Hemiptera; Aphididae
Source: the annotation of a GenBank genome assembly